This is a messenger RNA of Temnothorax curvispinosus, 981 nucleotides long. RefSeq lists its product as uncharacterized. The transcript has a single exon. Bases 1 to 981 code for a protein of 326 amino acids. The record is from RefSeq and is a predicted model, not a curated record. Lineage: Eukaryota; Metazoa; Arthropoda; Insecta; Hymenoptera; Formicidae.
AUGGAUUCUGUCGAACUUAGCGACGAGUGGAUCCUCCUCGCGAACCGUGAACAGCGGAUGGGCGAGUUAACUCGACGAGGGUUAUCCGCGGAAGGGACCGACACUGAAUUGGCCCUCCGGUUACUACGUUUGUUACGUCGCGGCGGAGACUCGGAAAGCGCCUCCGCGGUAAACCACCCGGUAGAUACAGAAUGCCUACAGGUUCCCGCGGGGAAUACGCACCCGGAUAGUCCGUCCGCGGAUAGGAUCGCGCGCCUCUCCGGCUCCCCGCCGGACCACGACAGCUUAAAUGGGACCCUUCGGGACUCGGGCCAUAAUUCCGCUGCCGACGCCUAUAACAUGAUGCGUAAAUGGAAUUUGAAAUUCUCGGGCGCGCGCAGCGAAGAUGCGGAAACGUUUUUGUUGCGCGUGGAGGAGGGCCGCGAAUUAAUUCCCGUCUCAGAUGCAGACAUUUUACGAUGCCUGCCGUUCUUCUUAUCGGGUAUCGCGCUGCAUUGGUUCCGCGGGAUCAGGGAUAGCCUGACUACCUGGGCCGCGUUUAGGGAGGAAUGGCGUACGCGCUUCGGGGACCCCGACUUCCAAUUCGCGCUUCGCGACGAGAUAAUGCGGCGUACGCAGGGGGAGACAGAACCCGUCGCGGACUUUUUGACGUGCCUCAGCUCGCUAUACGAUCGGCUAUCGCCGCCGUGGCGCGAAGAAGAGAAGGUCGGCUACGCGCACCGACACCUUCUACCUCGAUUACAGACUUUGAUUCCUCGGGACGCGGUAACUAAUAUGAAGGCGCUCGAGCGGUGGGCCACGCGAGCCGAGACUAGCUGCCGCGCCGCGCAAACUUAUCGGGCACCUCCCCCGCCAGAGCAAUCCUUAUUUCCGGAUCUCGCAUAUCGGGUAGCUAAAGGCGCGAAUCGCCGUUCCGGCGGAAAUUCUCGCGAUACCGUGGCCGCGCUUGGUACUUCUACCGCAAAUUCGAUGUUAUGUUGA